UGCGUAGCCUCCCGGACACCGGCGCGCACCGACCCUCUUCCCUGGCUACCGAGCUAGUCUGCGGACACGCACUUCCUGCGAGGCCUCACUGCGCACCUUGGAGGAGCCCAGCCGAACCGAGCCGAGCUUUGCCUUCCAAGCCGUUCGCCAUGGUAGACGAGCUGGUGCUGCUGCUGCGCGCUCUCCUGGUGCGGCACCGCGUCCUGAGCAUCGAGAACGGCCGGCUCAUGGAACAGCUGCGGCUGCUGGUGUGUGAGAGAGCCAGCCUGCUGCGCCAGGUACGUCCGCCGAACUGCCCGGUGCCUUUCCCCGAAACAUUUAACGGUGAAAGCGCCCGGCUCCCCGAGUUUGUCGUGCAGACGGCGUCUUACAUGCUAGUGAAUGAGAACCGAUUCUGCAACGACGCCAUGAAGGUGGCAUUCCUAAUCAGCCUCCUCACUGGGGACGCCCAGGAGUGGGUGUUGUCCUACCUCGAGACGGAUAGCCCCAUCCUUCUUGAUUACCGGGCCUUCCUUGAUGAGAUGAAACGGUGCUUUGGCUGGGAGGAAAGUGAUGACGACGACGACGACGACGACGAUGACUACUACGACGACGGCGACGACGGCGACUACGGCGAAGACGGCGACUACGGCGACGACGGCGACUACGGCGACGACGGCGAAUACAGCGACUACGAAGUGAUUGAAUACUAGGCCCAAGCCCCUGUGGCCUACAGGGGAGGGCCCGGCACAUUGCCACCCCCUCCUCCCCACCCCUUGCUUCCCACCUAACUUGGAGCUGCUGCUCUCCCCUUCGCCCUCUGGGUCCCUUCCCUACCCCUGCCCUUCUAUUCUCUCUCUCAUCUUCCCCGUAGUGCUUGUCUUUGUUCCAGGAUUAGGGCUCCAGUUACCUGAUGCUGAGGCAGGGCCUUGCUUGGAAGUGUUUGGAAGCCUUCAGAAGCGUCAUUCACUUUGCCAACUCCAGGACCCUUCGCUUGCUAAUCUGAACUGUGUCUUGAGCCCCAGCUGUUGGCUAGGUCCCUGUUACAAACUGGUGAGACCACUCACAGCCCUGCUGCUACCAUCUGCCUGAAUGUCAGGCCUACAUUUUACCUGGAGACGUAAUCUGCUGCUUGGCCACUAUUCACCACUCCCACUGAUAGACCACUCCUGUUGGCAAUAAGAACGAACUUGGAAGAUGCUCCAGCUAGCUGCACCUCUUCAGACAUUGAUUUGGACAGCUCACCGACCCCUGAAGGGGUCAGUCUUUCAUCCUGGUUAGUUUUUUGUGUACUCCCAGUGUUCUCCCUACCCCACCAGAUUGCUGCAGGAGCCUGGUGUGCCUGGUAGCCAAAUUGUUGACAUUUCGUUUCUCCUAUGUACCAGUUUUACACAGCUGUCACUUUUCUUUCAAAAUUGCAGCAGUUCCACAAAUGUGUGCAUUUGGAUAAGUAAUAUACAGCCUAGCCCCUCAGUACUACCUGGAGAAAGCAUUGGCAUUCUGUUCAAUAAAUAUCAAGCACUACAAAAAAAUAAAUUAUUGUCUUUUGAUGGUUAA
Carlito syrichta (Philippine tarsier) is the source of this 1536-nucleotide messenger RNA. It is a transcript of the gene LDOC1, whose product is annotated as LDOC1, regulator of NFKB signaling. Lineage: Eukaryota; Metazoa; Chordata; Mammalia; Primates; Tarsiidae. The transcript has a single exon. The record is from RefSeq and is a predicted model, not a curated record. Bases 150 to 692 code for a protein of 180 amino acids.